UACAUGUUACGAUUCACCUCCGGACGCGGCGCGCGACGACGUCGCGCAAUAGUACACGUGCUUAUGUUAUGUGAAGUUGAAGAGGUCAAGUUGGAGUCUUGGUAAAAGUUAUGAUGUUUGUUAGAAAUGUUGUCACUUCAGCCACAUACACCCGACGACUGAUCUCAAAAACCAUAGCAACGAGUGGGAAAAGAUCAGUGAAACUUGCAUAUGAUGUUAUUGGACCGGAAUCAUCCACAAGCAUUACUCCUAUUGUCAUUCUGCAUGGACUCUUUGGAUCAAAGAACAACUGGGCUACAUUAGCAAAGAAGAUCAACAGAGAAACACAGCAAACAAUCUUCACAGUUGAUGUGCGGAAUCAUGGGGAUAGUGAACGCGGUGAGGGAAUGGGGCUAACGGCAAUGAGAGAUGACCUCUUGAUACUUUUGAAGAAUGACCUCCAAGUGGAACGAUGCAUUCUGAUUGGCCAUAGUCUGGGAGGCAGAAUUGCAAUGGUUACUGCAUUGAGUGAGCCUCAACUAAUAGACAAGCUGGUUGUUGUUGAUGUGUCUCCAGUGCGUACUGAAGGUGUUUACCAGUUUCCAGAGUUCAUCUCGGCAAUGAAGGCAGUACAGUUUGACCAGAGUGUGUCUCUGUCACAAAAUAGAAAGCAUGCUGGACAACAACUGCAGUCAGUUAUUACAGACAUGGGUCUCUUACAGUUUAUUUUGACCAAUGUUGUUGAACGGGAUGGGCGUUGCCAGUGGAGAUUUCACCUUGAUGGUUUGGAGGCUGGUAUACAGGACAUCCUAGCUGAGUUACCAACAUGCCACACCAGAUAUGAUGGGCCAGUGAUCUUCAUCAGGGGUGGCAGAUCUAGUUAUGUCAGAGUGGAGAACCUUCCUGCAAUAAAGAUGCUUUUCCCCACUGCAACAAUUACAACAGUAGAAGGUGCUGGGCACUUUGUUCAUUCUGAAAAACCAGCAGAGUUCAUGCAGGCUGUCGUACCCUUCUUGAGGAGCUAAUAACAAGACUGAUCCUCGGGAAGCGGUAAUCUGUUUCGAGCAUCAAAUUACAUGCUUAUAUUUAUUUAAUUCCACUUUUUGUUGUAUAUUGCAUAUUAUCAAGUGGUACAGUAUUUAAUUUACUGGGAACUGAGACCUGUCAAAAUUCCUUUUUACCAAAAAGUUGUCUCUCGCUUAGGAUUGGAAAACUUGUACUAGUUUGUUCUGACAGAGCCGUCCCUGUUUCUCUUUGUCAGAUAUUUAAUAUUGCUAUAAUUGUGACUCCAGGUAUGAUAUUGCACCUCAUGGCAUGUGUGGGUAUAAUGGCUUCUGACUUGCACUAAUGGAUUUGACUUCUUGAACACUGUAAACUAGAAUAAGAUACACGUACACCACAGUCAGUUUUUCCUGGUUCAGACAAAACUUAAAGUGAAUAGAUGAAUUAUCCAAAAUUACUGUAAUUCCUGUCAGCCAUUUUCCAGGUUUGUAAAGUUGCUAAUGCUUUUGGCGUUGUAGUUGUCAGAUGCCAUCUCUAGCCACAUGUCAGGCAUAAAAUUGUAUCACCUCUUGGAGUUAUCCCCAUUCAGAACUGCUAUGUAGUGCAAUUUUUCUUUUUCUAGUUUUUUAUUUUUCUAUUGCAUGAGGGAAUUUGUUGGAAAUAAGACCAUACGCUUUUCCCCAAUAAUACAUAUGUUAUGACGUAACACUCCUAAAAAGAUGGGAGCUGAAUGGAUGCGAGUGUAGAUUGUGCUUGAUACAAAUGGCUGUGAGUAUAGUCUACACCAUGCCACAAUGUUUGACACUGUUCUACUUAGCAAUUUCCAGCUUUUUAGUCUUGUUUAAUCCAGAAUUCCAACAUAAAGUGCAAAAGUAGAGAAAGAAAUCAUCUUACAUUGUAUUUCCACUUGCCCUGAUCCUUGAAUAGGCCACACUGGCUCAGCAUACAUGCAGCAUGCAACAUUUCACACCACAUUUUACGUUUGUAGAAUGGUUGCCGUCAACAUGAAUGUCUUGGACCUAACAGCCAGGCUACCAGCUGCAUUGACCAUGCUACAACAUGGGAGCAUACUUUAAUGAAUCAAUCAAUGCACAUGUACUUUUAUUUUUGAUAUUUAACAACAAAACAAUGAAUGAAAGAAGUGUCAUAGGGAACAAGAUAAAACUAUGACGGUUCACUCAGUCUGCAAA
Molecule: messenger RNA, 2171 nt
Organism: Acanthaster planci (crown-of-thorns starfish)
Lineage: Eukaryota; Metazoa; Echinodermata; Asteroidea; Valvatida; Acanthasteridae
Gene: abhd11
Product: abhydrolase domain containing 11
Source: RefSeq, a predicted model, not a curated record